CUUCGGUGUUUAAAAAAUAAAAAAAUUAUUCUAAAUCUUUUUUUUUAAAAAUUUGUCUAAAUUUACUAUGUCAACUAUUCGAAAAGAAUUGGUUUUCUAUAUGAUAAAUAAAGCAUUUAUAUUAACUGAUUAUAAUAUUUACGAUAAUAUCGAAAAACGACAUGAAUUUAGAAAACAAACUAUUCUUGCUGAUAAAUCCCUUACGAAAGAAGAAAAAUCAGUAACAAUAAAGAAAUUAAAUAAGAGUCAUGACUGUAGAAAAAUCCGUUAUAAUGAAGGAAAAAGAAGAGUUUGUGAAGACUGCAAAAAUGAAUGUUUGGCAAUAUCAUAUUGUGAAUAUUGUAUUAGAAAUUAUUUGAAAGCGAAAUUUUCAAAUUGGACGUCUGGAAAUAAUGAUAUUGAUGAUUUAAUUAAGAAAUGUCAAAUGGAAUCACGUGCUCCUGACAUGAUAGUUGAAUGGAUUCCAUAUAAUAAAUUUCAAAAUAUUGAAUAUCUAACUAGAGGUGGUUGUUCUGAAAUUUAUACAGCAGAUUUGAUUGGUAGAAGAUAUAAAAAGUGGAAUUCUGAGCAACAACAACUAAUAUUAUCUAAAACUAUUAGGAAAGUAGUUCUUAAAAAGUUGGAAAAUAUCGAAAACGCUAAUAGAAGUUGGUUUGAUGAGGUAUGUAAUAUAAAAAAAUGAUAGAAAUUAAAAACAAAUUAAAAAUUAAGAUACUUUAAUGUUUUGUAGGCCAAAUCUCAUCUAACUAUAACUAGCGAAUGGUCAAACGUAGUACAAUGUUAUGGUUUAACCCAAGACCCACUAGAUGGGAACUAUAUUCUUGCAAUGAGAAAAUUAGAUACUAAUUUAAGAUAAUAUUUACAACGAAAUCAUAAUAGACUUACAUGGAAAGAGAGAACUAAUAUUGUAUAUUA
Messenger RNA from Rhizophagus irregularis DAOM 181602=DAOM 197198, 915 nucleotides. The record is from RefSeq and is a predicted model, not a curated record. NCBI's taxonomy places the organism in Eukaryota, Fungi, Glomeromycota, Glomeromycetes, Glomerales, Glomeraceae.